Rotaria sordida is the source of this 699-nucleotide messenger RNA. Lineage: Eukaryota; Metazoa; Rotifera; Eurotatoria; Philodinida; Philodinidae. The record is from the annotation of a GenBank genome assembly.
AUGUUUGUAAUUAAACAAAUAAUUGUUAUCAAUUCGACUAUACUACUACCUACACCUAAAAAAUGUUCAGUACCAUGUGCUUCAUGCCCUUUUGAUUGGACGAUGUGUUCACAAUGUUCAAAUUCAGAACAUGAUGGAUUAAUUACUGUACAAAGUGGCGGUAACAAAUAUCUGGCAAUAGUUUUCAAAGAAGGUACAAUAGCUGAAUUACAUGAAGCACAAAAAUUAUUAGGAAAAGCUAUGAAUACAGAUAUUGAAUCUGAUUAUAACCCAGAACAAGAAAAUAAAAUGAAAACAAAAACCAUAACAAUUGUUAAACAACAAUCAAAAGAACCAACAAUUACAAGCUUAUCAGAUAUUCCGUUUGGAGGAAAAGCAUUUAAAAAUGUAACUAAUAAUUCACAAUCAAAAAAUGUACAUAGUACAUUAGGUAUGCACAAAAAAGGUGCUGGUGAUAAUCUUCGUCAUUUAAAACAAACAAUUAAUAAUUCUGAUAGUAGUGUUUGUGAAGAUUUAAGAUCAUCACCACAACGACGAUAUAGCAAACGUACAAAAGCAACAAAUAUAAAAUCAAAACGUCAAUGUACAUCAUCAAAAAGUCAUCAAAUAACACCAUCUUCAUCAUCAAUAUCAAUUCUUCAAACACCAAAAUUAUUAGCUGGUCAAAAAAUUCUUGGUAUAAAUGAUGAUAAUGAGUAA